This is a messenger RNA of Syngnathus acus (greater pipefish), 1292 nucleotides long. RefSeq names its product jnk1/mapk8 associated membrane protein (gene jkamp). Gene Ontology annotation, molecular function: ubiquitin protein ligase binding. NCBI's taxonomy places the organism in Eukaryota, Metazoa, Chordata, Actinopteri, Syngnathiformes, Syngnathidae. Gene Ontology annotation, cellular component: membrane. The transcript has 7 exons. Gene Ontology annotation, biological process: response to unfolded protein. Bases 125 to 1051 code for a protein of 308 amino acids. The record is from RefSeq and is a predicted model, not a curated record.
CCUACGUACGUAUUGCACGACGUGACGUAUGGCAGCGGCGGCCCGGUGGCUGAAAAGUGUUUACUCCGUUCGAUUUUGAAAACUAACUAACUACCUCAUCCACGGAGGCCUCCAAUUGUUUGCAAUGUUGGGUGUGGCCAUGAGCGCAACGUGCCCAGGACUGUACUGUGGCAGAAUAAUGUUCAAUGGGUCGGUGGAAAGAGACUGUGGUGUUUGCCCUCGUGGAGAGCGGGCCAACCACCAAAAAGUGUGUGAACGUUGCACUGAGUCCCCUCAACUUUAUGAUUGGCUCUAUCUGGGCUUUAUGGCCAUGCUGCCUCUCGUCCUUCACUGGUUCUUCAUUGAGUGGUAUUCCGGUAAGAAGAGUUCCAGUGCUCUGCUGCAGCACGUCACAGCCUUGUUGGAGUGCAGCGCGUCUGCCGUGCUCACGUUGUUGGUCACGGAGCCCAUAGGGACGCUCGGUAUCAACUCGUGUCGAGUCCAGAUGCUGUCGGACUGGUACACCAUGCUGUAUAAUCCCAGCCCCGACUACAUCAACACGUUACACUGCACCCAGGAGGCCGUCUACCCACUCUACACCAUUGUGUUAAUCUAUUACGCCUUCUGCUUGGUGCUGAUGAUGAUGCUGCGCCCCCUGUUGGUGAAAAAGAUAGCGUGCGGUCUGGGCAAAUCGGAUCGAUUUAAGAGCAUCUACGCUGCUCUGUACUUCUUCCCCAUCCUCACUGUGCUUCAGGCAGUGGGUGGGGGAUUGCUCUACUACGCAUUUCCCUACAUGAUACUUGUCCUGUCUCUCGUCACUUUGGCCGUGUACAUGUCUGCUUCUGAGAUACAGUCUUUUAAGAACCUGGUUGCUAAGAAGAAGCGCUUGGUUGUCCUGUUCAGUCACUGGCUGCUCCACGCGUAUGGCAUCAUCUCCAUCUCACGGCUGGACAAGCUGGAGCAGGACCUGCCGCUGUUGGCCCUGGUGCCCGGGCCCGCUUUGUUCUACAUCGCUACGGCUAAGUUCACAGAGCCGAGCCGCAUUCUGUCGGAGGGAGGCAAUGGACACUGAAGCUCCUAGUGACACUUUGAGCCGCGAGCGAUAUGCAUAGUGUCAGUUGUCGCUAUUUCUUUUUUAGGGAUCAUUUCUUUGACGGAUGCUCACUGUUACGCAUGUCUCGGCCGUUUGCUGACAUAUGAGUUAAGUGUAAAUGAUGUAUAUAUUUAUCUGUACUCGACCUUGACUUUAUGAUGGCCACUGGCAAGAGUCAUCAGAAAGCUUUGUCCUUAAUAAACCAAGGUAUAAAAGUUCA